Penicillium argentinense is the source of this 1086-nucleotide messenger RNA. Its product is annotated as phosphatidylinositol phosphate kinase family protein. Gene Ontology annotation, molecular function: phosphatidylinositol kinase activity. Gene Ontology annotation, biological process: phosphatidylinositol metabolic process. The coding region runs from base 1 to 1086 and encodes 361 amino acids. The transcript has a single exon. Lineage: Eukaryota; Fungi; Ascomycota; Eurotiomycetes; Eurotiales; Aspergillaceae. The record is from RefSeq and is a predicted model, not a curated record.
AUGGGCACCAAACGCCGAGAGAAGGCUUUAGCCAAGUCUAUCCAGGCUGGACUACUGCGCGAUCCAGACCAGUUCAAAAAAUCAGUAUGGGGCUCUAUCUUGGCCUUCUUCACCCUGCAUCGGAUCAAGCUUCUGCGACAUGAAAUGCACUUGUUUGCCAAAUUACGCCAAGAGAUAUGGCAAUUCAACGAGGAUGAAUAUCAUUCGAGUUUCCGGACAACGAGCGGCCAGCCGCCGCUGAAGAUGAUGGGCGACUUAGGCUAUUCAGGCUCGGUGAGUAACGACAAUCAGACCGGUUUGAAGAGAAGUCUUUCAGUUGACAAUGUUGUUCAGACAUUCAUCACCACGACGGAUGGUCGUUUUGUGAUCAAGAGCCUUCCUCGUCACUUCGAGUAUACAUUUUUUCAGUCCGAUCUCUUGGGGCCAUAUUAUGAGUUCAUGCAAACCCACCCCGAUUCAGUGCUUGUAUGGAUAACAGAUUAUAUCCUUUCCCCAUAUGUCACCCUGGGUACACUUUGUGGAUGCACCCCUGCCCAUCACAUUAUAAUGGAAAACAUCUUGUGCGGACAAGCCGACGAUCCAAACAGCGACAAGUGGGAAACCUACGACCUGAAGCCAAUCGACUAUUUCUACCCAGAACGCGAUCUGGUUCCAGAGCCACUUGUUAGCGAGGAUACCAUAAACAAAUUAGCGGACGUCUUCAACGACAAGCUUCAUCUAUACCGUCAAGAUUCUCAAUCGUUCUUGAGAGCCGUUGAAGCCGAUACCAAAUUCUUGCAAGAUGCCAACGUGGUCGACUAUUCACUGUUCCUUGUACGAAUUCCCGCCUCGUCAAGGCCCCCAACUUUAGGAAGAAAAAGCCCUUGGAGAGAAGGGAUUCUAUCUGCAGAUGGGAAGUGGAAAUAUAGGGGAGUCAUACUUGACUUUUUCUGGGCAAAGCACAAACUGCACGCCCAGGCAAUGUCGGGGGCGGUGCAGACGUUCAAUGUUGUGGGUCGCAAAGGUCCCAUGUCAGUCACGACGACAGCAGAUGAAUACCGGAGCAAUUUUCUAAAGAUGGUGAGGGAAAUGGUAGAGGUUCAUUGA